This is a messenger RNA of Raphanus sativus (radish), 2905 nucleotides long. Its product is annotated as protein VACUOLELESS1. Gene Ontology annotation, molecular function: actin binding. Bases 179 to 2755 code for a protein of 858 amino acids. The record is from RefSeq and is a predicted model, not a curated record. Gene Ontology annotation, biological process: endosomal transport; vacuole fusion, non-autophagic; intracellular protein transport. Gene Ontology annotation, cellular component: lysosomal membrane; HOPS complex; cytoplasm. Lineage: Eukaryota; Viridiplantae; Streptophyta; Magnoliopsida; Brassicales; Brassicaceae. The transcript has 15 exons.
UUACUUUUUUAAGAAAAAAAAAAAACAGGAUCGUGGCUGCCUGUGUGCUCCGAUCUCUCUCUUGAUCGUGAAUCAACUUCGUCUCCGUCGUCCGGUCGAUGAGUUCCUUCCCUUAAUCGAUUUUGCCUUUUAAGACCAAUCCUGGAUUUCAUUUCAAAAAGUCUCUGACGAAACAAAGAUGGCGAACGUCUCUGUUGCUGCGGAGUGGCAGCUUCUCUACAACCGAUAUUACAGGAAGCCUGAGAUCUACCAGAUGAGAUGGAAACAUGUAGAUUUGAGUCGCAACAAGGUGGCCUGCGCCUCCUUCGGUGGUCCCAUCGCAGUCAUUAGAGACGACUCCAAGAUCGUCCAGCUCUACGCCGAGUCUGCUCUAAGAAAGCUCCGCAUCUUCAACUCAGCAGGUGUGCUCCUCUCCGAGACCGUCUGGAAGCACCCCGGUGGACGCCUCAUCGGGAUGUCAUGGUCAGAUGAUCAGACAUUAAUCUCUAUUGUCCAAGACGGCACUAUCUAUCGUUACAACAUCCACGCCGAGCUUAUUCAGCCUAAUGUGACAAUGGGGAAAGAGUGCUUUGAGCAGAACGUGGUGGAGUGUGUCUUCUGGGGGAACGGUGUGGUCUGCUUGACGGAAGGAGGGCAGUUGUUUUGUAUCUCGGAUUUCAAGACGAUGAAGCCUUAUAAGCUUGCUGAUGUCCCCGGGUUGACGGAAGACGAUAUGCUUCAGCCGAGUUGCUUGGCUGUGAGGGAGCCUCAGUAUACUAUGUCUGGGAACGUUGAGGUGUUGGUAGCUGUUGGUGAUGAGAUUUAUGUUGUGGAUGAGGACGAGGCGCAGAGUAUUAGGUUCGAUGAGCCUGGUGGCGAAGACUCUGAGAUGGGGAAUGAUGAUUAUGGUGGGAGUUUGAUUGGUCCGGUGCAGAAGAUGAUUGUGUCACCUAAUGGAAAGUUCCUGACACUCUUCACUCAUGAUGGUCGGAUUGUUGUCGUUGGGAUGGAAUCAAAACAGAUUGCUAUUGACUACAGCUGUGAGUCAGCGCUUCCUCCUCAGCAAAUGGCGUGGUGUGGAAUGGACAGUGUGCUGCUCUAUUGGGAUGAGGAUUUGAUGAUGGUGGGUCCUUUGGGAGAUCCAGUACACUAUUUCUAUGAUGAGCCUGUGAUUCUCAUCCCAGAAUGCGAUGGAGUGAGGAUAUUAUCUAACACUAGUCUUGAGUUUCUGCAAAGAGUGCCUGACUCUACUGAGUCGAUCUUUAAGAUAGGAAGCACAUCACCUGCGGCUUUGUUGUACGAUGCUUUAGAUCAUUUUGACAGGCGAAGUGCUAAGGCAGAUGAAAAUUUGAGACUGAUUCGUUCAUCACUGUCUGAGGCUGUUGAAUCCUGUAUUGAUGCUGCUGGUCAUGAAUUUGAUGUAACUCGUCAGAGGGCUCUGCUACGAGCCGCAAGUUAUGGACAAGCUUUCAGCAGCAAUUUUCAGCGUGACCGUGUCCAAGAGACUUGUAGAACUUUAAGGGUUCUGAAUGCUGUUCGUGAUCCUGAUAUUGGCAUACCUCUUAGCAUUCAACAGUACAAGUUACUGACACCAGUGGUUUUGAUUAGUCGCCUGAUUAAUGCUCAUUCCCACCUUCUUGCUCUCCGGAUAUCUGAGUACUUAGGAAUGAAUAAAGAAGUGGUGAUAAUGCAUUGGGCGUGUGCAAAGAUAACUGCUUCACCAUCAACUCCAGAUACUCAUCUUCUUGAAAUUUUACUUGAUAAGCUCCAACUAUGCAGAGGAAUAUCUUAUGCUGCAGUGGCCACUCAUGCUGAUAACUGUGGACGUCGAAAGUUAGCUGCAAUGCUAGUUGAACAUGAACCACGCUCCACGAAACAGGUUCCUCUUUUACUAAGCAUUGGUGAGGAAGAUACCGCUUUAGUGAAAGCAACUGAGAGUGGUGACACCGACCUGGUUUAUCUUGUUAUAUUUCAUAUAUGGCAAAAGAGGCCUCCUUUGGAGUUCUUUGCAAUGAUCCAAGGCAGAGUUUUGGCACGUGAUUUAUUUGUAGCUUACGCACGGUGUCAUAAACAGGAAUUUCUGAAGGAUUUCUUUUUAUCUACGGGUCAGAUUCAUGAGGUAGCUUUCCUUUUAUGGAAAGAAUCAUGGGAUAUGGGGAAAAAUCCAAUGGCUAGCAAAGGAUCUCCGCUGCACGGUCCACGCAUAAAGCUAAUAGAGAAAGCCAGCAACCUUUUCUCUCAGACGAAGGAACACACUUUCGAGUCUAAGGCUGCCGAGGAGCAUGCAAAACUCCUGAGGAUACAACAUGAGCUAGAAGCUAGUACGAAGCAGGCUAUCUUUGUUGAUUCAAGCAUCAAUGAUACUAUACGUACAUGUAUUGUCCUGCGUAAUAAUCGCGCUGCAGCAAAAGUGAAGUCCGAAUUCAAGGUUUCUGAUAAAAGAUGGUAUUGGCUAAAAACAUUUGCUCUGGCUACAAUCAAAGACUGGGAAGCUCUCGAGAAGUUUUCAAAAGAAAGGAGACCACCAACAGGGUUCCGUCCAUUUGUGGAGGCAUGCAUUGAUGCAGAUGAGAAAGCGGAAGCUCUAAAAUACAUCCCCAAGCUUUCCGAUCUUGUGGAAAGAGGCGAGGCUUAUGCUCGAAUUGGAAUGGCCAAGGAAGCUGCUGAUGCAGCGGCUCAAGCAAAUGAUGGAGGAGAGUUGCUGGAGAGAUUCAGGAAGACUUUUUCACAGAAUGCUAUUUUUGAUACCCUGAAAAUGCCUUUCCAAGGAGCGUAGAGCUUUAGUCCUCAUGUUCCAGCGUCCUAUCAUUUGCUCUCUGCUUUUGAAGAUUUUUGUAACUAAACUCACGAGUGAGUGUGUGUAAAAGAUUGUAUGAGUGAGUAAAUUAAAUCAUGUGAAAAAAAUGGAAAUGGUUAUUCUCCUUAA